UGUCGCAACGAUGACUUUGUCAGCUGCUUUCUGUAUUUUUUGGUGGAAAUGUGAUUGUGUCGAUUUACGAUUUACGGAUUUGUUGGGAUAUCAAAAUGUUUUUAGUAAAACAAACAUGAUGAAGGACAAACCAUGGACAGGUUGUGAGUGGACCAGAACUUAACCUCUUCCCUUAGUGGAGGGAAACACAGGAACACGUGAGGAAACUACCUGAAUCCUUGCCUCACCCUGCAAGGUUUGACCUUUGACAUUUAUCUCUUUGCGCUGCUUAAAAAAAGACAACUGUAUCCAAGAGGGUCUCCUAAGCAAACAGAGACCCCCCUCCCAAAGGUGAGAGGGGGGGAAGAUGGCAGCUCUUGCCAGUUCUCUCAUCAGACAAAAACGGGCAGUCAAGGACGACCAGGCCAACCGGCCGAUAGCAAAUAAACGGAAGCCGUGCCCCAAGAGCAACAAGUCCCUUUGCCAGAAACAAAUUCUCGUUCUUAUAUCUAAAGUACGACUAUGUGGUGGUCGAAGAGGAAGAACAGACAAAAGACCAGAGCCACAGCUAAAAGGCAUCGUCACCCGUCUGUACAGCCAGCACGGCUACUACCUGCAGAUGCUGCCGGAUGGCACCAUGGACGGCACAAGGGACGAGAACAGCUGCUUCUCACAGUUCAACUUGAUUCCUGUGGGUCUGCGGAUAGUGGCGAUUCAGGGAGCGAAGACUGGCUUUUAUCUGGGCAUGAACAGCGAGGGAUACCUAUACACCUCUGAGCAUUUUAACCCAGAGUGCAAAUUUAAAGAGAGUGUGUUUGAGAAUUACUACGUGACGUAUUCCUCCAUGCUGUACCGCCAAAGCCAGUCAGGACGCUCCUGGUACAUCGGAAUCAACCGGGAUGGCCAAGUGAUGAAGGGCAACCGCGUAAAGAAAACCAAAGCGGCCGCACACUUCCUACCUAAAGUCAUCGAAGUGGCCAUGUACAAGGAACCUUCCCUGCAUGAGCUUGUAGCAGAGCAGAGUCCUCCUCGCAAAACCGUAAAGACUUCAGACUCCCCUUCCCACCAGAACGGCAGGAAAGAGGCCCCCAGGGCUGAUGCUUCAUAGCACAGGGGCCGCACACUUGGAGGGUGAGGGACUACACUGACAAUGAGAACUCCAUUUUCCUUCAUGCAACGAGGGCAGAAAGAGCUAUAAGAGCGGCUGCUAGCUUUUGAACAAGCCGAGAUCAGACAGCAGCCCAUGGCGCUCUACAACCCGAGGAGAAUCCCUGCCUCUCUCCGUCAAACCAGCUCCCAUAUAUUUCCGCUGACCCGGCAUGACACCUGACCCCCUCCAUAUGAUCCCAUAAUCCCUUGCAAAAACAUCUUUCUGUGCCCCCACAUGCCCUUCUUGAGUUCUCUCACAGUGUCAAAAGAGAAAUGCAAACAAUAUCCAUCCUAACUGAAGAAUUCAAUUGACUUUUCUUUCCCUAUGGUUUGUUUUUGUUUGAACGGAGAGUUUGGAUGUGAGAAUGAGAGCGAGAGUGUGCAAGAGAGAGAGGUUAUUAUCCAAUAUCAUCAUAAUGAUUCCAGCAGAUGAGACCCUCAAUGGUUCAUUUUUUUUUUCUCUCUGCAACUACUUUGCCAACGGCAUCUCUGUGCCAAUCAGAACUGAAGGAAGGAGUGCAGUAAAAUUAGUUUUUAUUGGACAAUUCAAGGAGGAUGUGGUUCUAUUGGUCAGCAGGUGUAGAUUGAUGGGCUGUUGCCAGGAAAACCAAUGGCAUCAUGCAUAAUUUGUAAAUGGGCAGGUUUUAAAAUCAAGGCUCACUCUUUGAUAUUUGCAUCUUAUGAGUUUAGAUUGAAUUCACAACCCACACAUCUGUGUUUUGGUUUAAUUAAAGCUAUACUUCCAGCCUGUAAGAUCCAAAAAAGGGGGAAACACAACUAAAUUCUCUUGUGAUGACUCUAUUCAUGUUUAAAGGCUGGUGGGCUACAAGAGGCAUCCGUAUCAUUGGCAAACGCGUGGAGAUUAUUCAGGGCAGUUGUUUGAUAGCUCUUUGAUGGAAUUCGUACAGGGGAUUACAUGGAGUCCGGCCAUGAUUGCUUGAAUUAUUUACUCCUAUCCCCAGGAACGUUCAGCGCGUUCAAGCAGCUCGGACGAGAGAUUUUAAUAUGCAAAUUUAAAUUGUGGUGAGGCGGUUAGUGACGAAGUGUUUGUGUGCAUUUAGACGUGUGUAUUAGAGUGUGAAAGAGACAGAAUGAUGUGAAACGAACAUCUGCUUCCAUUAUUUAUUUGUGUGUGUGUGUGUGUGUGUGUGUGGCAGACUGGGCACACGUGUGUAAACGCAUUGGCUCACACACCACAGUUGAUCAUUUUAAUGGUUCGGUCGAGUCUGGGCAUUUUAAUCUGCCUGGAGAUGUUGACUGAUGACCCUCUCCAGCUUUCAUAAUUGACACAUAACCAAGAGGAAGUGCUGUGACGUCCAGAAUCUCUUUGUAAUUCCACGGGCAUCUUACCGGUCUACACUCACACAUGCAGUCAUUUGCAAUGUUUGUGUCUGAGUAAACGGUUGGUCAACCAUCAUAUAGAUGUUACUUCUUUGUCCUUCAGACAGGAAGAGUCACGCUCCAUGACUGCAGAUGUGAUUGUGGUUUGGUUUUGCUGUUGUUCUGUGUCAAAAAGGUAAUUUUGACGCAUAUUUGUGGUCAUCUCAGUGUCCUUGAGCUGUGUUUUAAAUAUGUAAGGAUAAACUUUAAUAUGAAAGAACUUAAGAUAUUGAAUGAAAUGGCAACAGAUAUUCGGAAGAAUGAAUAGUGGAUGUCAGUGAGGGUUUGUGCAUGUUGCAGAAGGUUUUUAGCACGUUGAAGUAUGGUACGUGUAUGUGUCUCAAUGAAAGUUGACUCUAAGUAGAAUACUGAAGGAAUGUUCCUCGUUCAAUAAAAGUUAAGCUCAGUCUACAACACUAGUGGCAUUUGUGUUGAUUAACAAAAUGAAUUAAAUAAUUAUACACUACUUUCAAUAAAAAAUAAUUGGUAGAGUACAAGGAUUUAACUUGUGUAGUGUAAACAAAAACCAAAAUACAACAGAUUUGCACUGUAGUGAAGUGAAGCCAAAAUGGCCAAGGUAUGGUUUAGGCUAAGUAUAGUAUGAAUUCCAUUCGUUUAUCCAACCACCAGGGGGCAACCUAAAGUUUUUGGCUUCACUUUUUUUUGGACAUGAUCAACACAGACAGAAUUAAAAACCAAACAUUUUAAAAAUGACUUUAUAUGUACAGGCACAUUACUUUUUUUUUUUAAGUUUAGACUUAUGAACUGUCAGACAGAUUUGAUUAAAGCUCUUAAAUCACUAUGUUUAGUCAUUUAAUAUCAGAAAGUGCAGAAUUUUUUUCUAAAAUAUUGUUAGCAUGCAAAUUAUAUGUAGCUAUUCUAUUAAAAUAGUGAAUGUUUUCCCAUUUGCUUCUAUUGUAAGUGUCUGAUUGUAAUCUAGAUUUUAAAAAGAAAGGACAGGAGGAUAUUAAUGUUACGUUAAUCAACAUUAUGUGCUGUUGAUUGAACUUAACUCAUAUUGAAUCUGGAUUUCGUUUUAAGGAACUGUAUUGAAAGUCUGUAGAAAGUUUGCUUAUGCGAGACUAGAUUUGGGAUGAAAACAAUUUUGGGGCUGUGAGAGUCUCUGAAAGUCCUGAGGGCAGCUCGGUGAUUGAAGUUAGCUGGUGUAGAGGAAGACGGGUUUAGAGGCAUUAGAUUAUGAGGAGCAAAACCAGAAGAUCAUUAAGUACUCAGAGGACAGCGUAUGCUUUGGUGCUAAUGAUGAGUGUGAGAUCCUGUUCUCUGAAUUAGACACUGUACGGAUUCUUGCUGAUUGAGCGGAAGGUGAGGAAUGGGUUCUUUGAGGAUUGGGGGAAGGGGGACGUGACUGUAUGUGCAUGUGGUGUAGCUACCUGGUCCCAUGGUAAUUUUGAGAACACAAGGACGAAUGUGGCGCGGACACGCCCCCUCAUGUGUGCUCCAAAGUCAUGCUCCAUUUCCUGAGCAAUCUCCCCAAACCCUCUCCUGUGUGUCCAGUGGCUAUUAACCUUCCCUACAGCUCUGUGUGUUUGAGUGUGUGUGAGAGAGCGAAAGAGAGAGAGAGAGAGAGAGAGAUAGAGCAAAGUAACGAUCGAUUGACUCAAUAAAAGCCAAACUGGAGAGCAAUAGCCCAGCGCUGUGAGCAAUAAUUUCCCUGUGCAACCGAGGAACCCGAGGACAUUAGCAGACAAUGAACUGAGGUUUUUUUUUCCCUUCAUGGGACUUUAUCCAGUCUGUGAGAAACUGGUGGAGGAGAAGAUGACGACAUGGAGAUAAAGUGAUGUUCAGAUGGUAAACCCAAUUUCGGUAUUGUCAAAUAGGCCUUGCUCACUCUUUCUCUCACUGUCUGUAUUUUGUUCUUCUCUCUGUCCAGACCUGGUUUUGCUGUGAAGUUGCUAGUAUUAUGGUCUUAGAUCUCUCCUGACUCUCGCUCUCUCUUUAAAAUCAGGGCAAGUUCUCAAGGACACAUUGAGUCCACCCUCUGUUUCAUUUGCCCUCAAUUCAAGCAUGCAAAAAGAGUGAGGCGAUUGUGGGAACACUUCUGAAAUUUUCAUGCUGUAUUUUUGUGACAAAAAAUAGAUUUCAUACUAUAUCUCAG
Danio aesculapii is the source of this 4624-nucleotide messenger RNA. It is a transcript of the gene fgf11b, whose product is annotated as fibroblast growth factor 11b. The coding region runs from base 347 to 1087 and encodes 246 amino acids. Lineage: Eukaryota; Metazoa; Chordata; Actinopteri; Cypriniformes; Danionidae. The transcript has 5 exons. Gene Ontology annotation, cellular component: cytoplasm. The record is from RefSeq and is a predicted model, not a curated record. Gene Ontology annotation, biological process: regulation of cell migration; animal organ morphogenesis; positive regulation of cell population proliferation. Gene Ontology annotation, molecular function: fibroblast growth factor receptor binding; growth factor activity.